AUGAAGAGCACAAACAAAAAACUGUCAGCGUAGGACGGCAAAUUGAUAUACGAAGGAGACAUUAUAACAGAUGAUAAAUCCAAGUAGGUCUUGUAUGAUGGUCCAGGAUAUCUAUUUAAUAAUGAAACGAAGUGUUUUUUCAAAGGGACAUGGAAAAGGGGAGAGAAAGUCUGCGGAAUAGAGACCUUCCCAAAUGGAGAUGUUUAUGAGGGUUAAUACAAAGAUGGAACGUUUCAUGGCAGAGGUUUGUUGUAUAAUAAUGUUCAACUCUACCCUGACAAGAAAAGUUAAUACUUGUAUGAUGGACAAUUUGAGUAGGGACAAAAACACGGCUAUGGUAAAGAGUGUUACAUUACAGGGGGAUGUUAUGAGGGAUAAUUCAAAUACAACUAAAAGCAUGGACAUGGGAAAUUGGUCUUUUCUGAUGGAUCCAAUUACGUAGGCGAUUUUUAAAGAGGUAACCAAGAAUGCGCAUAUCAAUCUUAGGCUUGCCGAAUGGAUUCGGAGUUUAGAUAGCCUACUCCAAGGAAAGAAUAGUUGCCACAUUCCCUCCUCCAUAUGACAACGAGAAGAGAAGGGAAGUAUAAAAGACGGAUGAAUUCCAAGAUGAUGAUGCAGACAAACAAAAAUCAGAAUUCUUGUAUGAAGGUGAUUUCGUAGACGGAUACAAGCAUGGAAUAGGUAGACUUUACUAUCCCAAUGGUUCCUACCUCUAUGCUUAUUGGGAAUACAAUAAGCCUGCUCGUGAUUUUGUAGAGUAUAUUGCUGAAGGGCAUAAGUGGAGAAUCCUCAAUGUCAAAUAGUUAUAGACUGAAUAGAGUAUUAAUUUCUUUAAGAUCAUACGGGAAUUUAAAUCUGAAUGGCAAGAGAAGUACCCCAUCAAAGGCAACAGUUACCCUCCAGCUGAAUUAGAUGGCUACAAGAGUCUCAUUGACGAAAAAGGGUUAAAGCGAGAGAAUUUCGAGGAUCCAGAAUUCGAUUUCUCUGAACAGUCCUUUAACAUCAAGGACGAAAAUGACUAGCCCAUUGGAGCACCCAUUGAAUUUGAGAGGAUAUUUGCAUCAAAGUACUUUAAGAAGAAGGAAUUCAAACUAUUCACAAAAGAGAUCGAACCUGGCUAUCUGAAAUAUUCAGAAUAAUAUUGCUGCUAACAAUUAACAGUUGUCUUAAAUGCACUUACAUUCCACUCAUAUUUGUUUGCUAAGGUGUUUUCUAGAAAAUACGAAGCUGAGUAAAUAUAAUAAUAAAUAAAAUAGAAUCGGAUUUUACUUUAUUAAACUAUUUUUGAAAAACGAGUGGAAGGAAUAUAUCAUCGAUGAUAGAAUCCCCGUAUUCAGAGCGGACAAAAUGCCCAUCUUCUCUAAUUCCGAGGAGUAGGAAUUAGCUUGGGUCAUUCUUUUUAAAGCAUUUGCAAAAUACAAUCAAGGGUUCCAAUAUUUUUCGAAUGAUAAAUUAAUGAGAGCUGUUGAGUAUUUAACAUUGCUUACCGGAAUGCCAACUAUACAAUUAACAGUCCCCAAUGUCUUUGGUGAUAAUCAAGAAUACUCUGAUUAAGUAUUGCUUCAUUUAUAUGUCCAAGUAAAAAAAAAUCUGGAGAACCAUGUCUUAGAAAUAUCAAAGUACUAAAGUCAGAAUCUGCUAUCUCUACAAAGACAUAGAGGAUCGAUUAAAGUUACCCAAAAAUACUGCCUAUCAAAUUGUGGACAUGCAAGAGACCUCUUAAGGCAAGAGAGAUGAAUCCUAUUAUCUACUUAUACUAGCAUCAAAUUAAAAGCUUGCUCUUAAAUAAGACAUUACCAAUUAAGUUUCCCUAGCUAGAUAGAAAUUGCAGGAACGAAAUCCUCAAGCUAGAGGCAACGAUUCUUACUUCUACAUGGAAUAUAAAGAUUUCAUCAAACAUUUUCAAUAUAUUGUAAUGCUUUGCGCCACCAGAUACCCGAUAUAAAAUUAAUAAUUGAUAGAGCCUGAAGAAAAAGAUAAGCAUAAUCACGAAUUAAGAUUCUUUUGCAAAUUUAAAACUAAUUUAGCUCAAGAUUGCUUAAUAUGUAUUACUUAGGACCAUUAAGAAAAAUCAGAUGAGUAUACUCUUUAAGAAAGUAAAGUUAUUAUGUCGAUAAUGCUUUAGAAACAUUUCCUGUGAGAAUUGUGCUAGCAAAGGAAAAGGACAUGUUUACAAAUAAGAAUUAAGUGAAGAAGAAGAUCGUUACAAGAUGGUCGGAGCAAGUCAAUCGUUCAAAAUAGGAAAAGGAAAAGGAUAAGAAAGAAGAAACCAUCAAAGCUGACAUGAAAUAUGCCUCCAUAUUUGAAUAAAAUUCUGAAAAAAAAUAGGUUAAACCAUACAAAUAUUGUUUUGGAAGAGGUUAAUCUACAGAUAAGAUGUUAUUUAAGGAUGCCUCUCUGGAAAGUGGAGAUUAUGUAUUGUUUGUAUAGGUUGAAACAGGGGAUAGCAAAGAAUAAUUCGAUUUAAAAAAGAUGAAGUUUUGGGUUACAAUUCACAGUCAGAAACUCAUACAGAUUCAAAGACUUGAUCAAUAGAUUCAGGGAUUCCAAAAAGCAGUGUAUGAGAGUGCAAUAGCAAUUGCAGAUAAGCAUUCCCAGGAUUCUCAAAAAAUCAAAUAUUUCCAUAAGGGAGAUCUGAGUGAAUAAGAGAAUGGCAGUAGUGACCUUGUUAUAACACAAUAUUUCAUCAAAAAGGAAGGAACUUAUUUGUAGCAUUUGAACAACAGAAGUACCAAUAAAAUUUGGAGGCAGAAGUUGUAUUUCAAGUUGGAUAACAUGUAAAUUAUUGAUCAUAGGGAAUCUCAAAAAUUGGACAUUUGUUUAUCCAAGAAACAGACAGCUCUGAUUAUAAUCUAAUAAGUGGGGGCUAAGAAGUAUAAUUUGGAAGGGGGAGAGGGAAUUUGCAUUGUGGACUUAUUGAAUGAUCAGAAUACAGAGGAGGAGCAGGAGGUGAAGAACCAAGAUGCGGGUAGUCUUCAUGAGGAUACUUAGCCAAAUUUUCAAUAGACUUCAUCAAAGCCAAGAUUUGGAAGUCUACUUUUUAAAAAGUGA
Molecule: messenger RNA, 3051 nt
Organism: Paramecium octaurelia
Lineage: Eukaryota; Ciliophora; Oligohymenophorea; Peniculida; Parameciidae
Source: the annotation of a GenBank genome assembly